This is a messenger RNA of Octodon degus (degu), 2426 nucleotides long. RefSeq names its product chromosome unknown C1orf94 homolog (gene CUNH1orf94). The transcript is spliced from 7 exons. The coding region runs from base 326 to 2116 and encodes 596 amino acids. The record is from RefSeq and is a predicted model, not a curated record. Lineage: Eukaryota; Metazoa; Chordata; Mammalia; Rodentia; Octodontidae.
AGAAUCAGUCCUUCCCUCCAGCCUCCCAGAUGUCACUCUGCCUGCCAGGGCACCUGAGUCCUCAGCUCCUGGAGAUUCCAUGGUUACUAAGCUACUGGGUUUUGUUGACUUUUAAAUAUUUUCUUCUACGGAGGAGGGGAGGCAAGAGGCAGGAAAGAGCAAAUAAAAACAAAACAAGCCCCCCUCCCCAAAAGAACGGUACCCCCCACCCCUUACUCCCACACCAAGAGAAGAUCUCAGAAGGCAACCACCUGGCAGGAGCAACAACCAGACAGAACUGAAUCCCACCCCCCCCCCAGCAGGUCCUCAGCACCCUUUCUGGUGAAUGCGAAGCGGUAGUCGGUGGUCCCUCUGUCCUCAAGUCCUGGGUGGACAAAGAGGCUUCAAGAACGAAAGAAGGAUGGCCAGUGGGAAUGGGCUCUCUUCAUCCUCGGCCCUGGUGGCCAAGCGUUCCUCUGCCCUGGGCCCGUUCCCCAGAUUUGUCUGGAUCCAUCAGGACACCCCUCAAGAUAGCCUAGAUAAGACUUGCCAUGAAAUCUGGAAAAAAGUUCAAGACCUGCCCGAGGCCCUGCAACCCAGGAGCACCAUGGAGCAGCUCUCUGCCCCCGCAGCUGGUACUCCAAGAGACUAUGGACUUGGCUUCCAAGAAGAAGCCCUGGAGCUGAACAGAGCCAGAGAUGAGAUUUCCCUCCUGGUGGAGCAGGAAUUCUUGAGCCUCACCAAGGAGCACCUUAUCCUGGUCCAAGAGAGCUCAGAGGAUCUGGAGGCUGCUGGUGAUGAUUCCCAGGGGACCAGAGAGCUGGCUCCUUGCGUCCUCGCGCCUCUUCUGGUGGCAAGCAGCAGUGAGUGCUCAGGUGCCUCUCUCACUGUUGGUGACAAGCAUAAGGAGCAGAGGGUGGCUGUGUCCAUUACUGGCAGCCGGCAGGACUGCGAUUCUGCCCUAUCUGCAGUAACAGGCAUCCUGCGUGCCACCAAGGUCAGGAGUGCCAAGGAGACGAAGGACGGGGACCACAGCCUGGGUGACUGCAGCUCGGAGAUCAGUAAGCUCUUGGCCCAGUUUCCACUGAAGUCUACGGAAGUGUCCAAAGCCCCUGACAACAAGAUGGUGCUGGAGGAGACAAAGGUCAUCAAGGACUUCUUGCAGAACAACAUUUUCAGUGGCUGUGGACUCAGAGAGCCCACGGGGCUGGGCCCACUCAUGCUCCUGCCUCCUCCACCUCCUCCUGCACCCCCAGACAAGCUCUCUGACCUCCCUGCCCAGAAGAGGCAGCUCCCAGUGUUUGCCAAGAUCUGUUCCAAGACUGAAGCUGACCCCGCCACAGAGGGGCGUCAUAUGAUGGAAUGGAACCCUGGCAUUAAGGAGCCAAGCAAGAAUCAAGAGGGCCUCUUUCUCAGCCCAUGGCCUCAGACUCAGAAGGACACCUGUGGUGAGGAAAGUCACAGUGACUCUGUGGGCACCAUGCCCGCCAAGAAGCCCGCAUGGCCAGCUGAGAAGAACCUGCUCUAUGAGUUCCUUGGGAAUACCAAGAACCCAAGUGGGCAAAUGAAGCUUGGCAGCAAAGCAGACAUGGAUGGGCUGGAGUUGAAGUUUAACCCGCUGGUAACACCUACAGAGAAGAAUAACCUUAAGUACACAGGGAAUGUUUUCACCCCACGCUUUGCCCCAGCUUUGACCUCCACCACCAUGAACCAGCCCCUCUGGUUCAACUUGAACUGCCCGCCUCCACCGAUGUUCACCAAUCACUCUACCUUCCCACAGUAUCAGGGUAUGUACCCACAGCGAUCACCGAGGAUGCCCUAUCAGCAGCCUGUCCCUCCUCAGCUAGGGUGCUACUCCCGGCAGGUGACAGUCUACAACCCACAGCAGAUGGGCCAGCAGAUCUUCCGCUCCUCCUACACCCCUCUGCUGAGCUACAUCCCUUUUGUCCAGCCCAACUACCCGUAUCCACAGAGGACACCACAAAAGCUGCCCACCAAUCCUCGGGACCCCUCUCCCAUGUCAGGAGACGGGCCACAGUACCUCUUCCCCCAAGGAUACGGGUUCAACUCAACAUCUGGCGGGCCGCCAAUGAACAGCCCUUAUUUUUCCUCCAGUGGAAAUGGCAUCAGUUUUUAGACUUCUUUUUUAGCCCUCUGCCCCCUUUAGCCCUUAGAUCCAGGCUAAGGGAUCUAGAAUUCUGCACUGUGCAAUAGCUUGGCAUGAAGUUCAGAAAGCCAAGGCUCAGAGCAGGUCAUGGACAGAAAACAACAAGACCAGAUUCACUGAUUGACCAUCUGUAUUUAUCACACACACACACACACACACACACACACACACGCACGCACACACACACAUACACACACACACACCUUCCACACAACACAAGCCAAACACAUACCCUCCUGUUCAUACUCACUUGCUCAACCACACAGGCACCUGUAUUUCG